This is a messenger RNA of Fusarium mangiferae, 918 nucleotides long. Its product is annotated as putative SEC13-protein transport protein. Gene Ontology annotation, molecular function: structural molecule activity; protein binding. Lineage: Eukaryota; Fungi; Ascomycota; Sordariomycetes; Hypocreales; Nectriaceae. The record is from RefSeq and is a predicted model, not a curated record. Gene Ontology annotation, biological process: COPII-coated vesicle budding; protein import into nucleus; positive regulation of TOR signaling. Bases 1 to 918 code for a protein of 305 amino acids. The transcript has 4 exons. Gene Ontology annotation, cellular component: nuclear pore outer ring; COPII vesicle coat.
AUGUCGGCGCAAGUUAUCACCAACUCUGGUCAUGAGGACAUGAUUCAUGAUGCUGUCCUCGAUUACUACGGGCGCAAGCUAGCUACCUGCUCUGGCGACAAGACGAUCAAGAUCUUUGAGAUUGAGGGCGAAACCCAGCGAUUGAUCGAGACGCUCAAGGGACAUGAGGGUGCCGUCUGGUGUGUCGCUUGGGCGCAUCCCAAGUACGGUAACAUCCUCGCAUCGGCUGGCUACGAUGGCAAGGUAUUCAUCUGGAAAGAGCAGGGCGGACAGAACAACGCGUGGCAGCGAAUUUACGAUUUCAAUCUACACAAGGCCUCGGUCAACGUCGUUUCGUGGUCUCCCCAUGAGGCUGGCUGUCUGCUAGCAUGCGCCUCCUCCGACGGCAACGUGAGCGUUCUCGAGUUCAAGGAUAACAGCAUCGACCACACCAUCUUCCCCGCCCACGGUCUCGGCGUCAACUCUGUCUCCUGGGCUCCCGCUACUACCCCUGGAAGCAUCGUCAGCAGCGCGCCUGGUCCUGGUGCUACCGGCAACCGACGGUUCGUUUCUGGCGGCAGCGACAACGUCCUCAAGAUCUGGGCUUUUGAUGCUGCUUCUCAGACCUACAAGCAAGAGCGCGAGCCCCUGACUGGACAUACCGAUUGGGUUCGUGACGUUGCCUGGUCGCCUACUGUCCUCCAAAAGUCCUAUAUCGCUUCUGCUUCGCAGGACAAGACGGUCCGUAUCUGGACAUCCGACCCCUCAAACCCCACCCAGUGGGAGUCCAAGGUUCUCAACUUUGAGGCGGCUGUGUGGCGAGUUAGCUGGUCGCUCAGCGGCAACGUGCUGGCGGUAAGCGGACAGGACAACAAGGUGUCGUUGUGGAAGGAGAACCUCCGAGGCGAGUGGGAGUGCGUCAAGACGAUUGAGGAAUAG